CCUCCUUCUACCCCAUGAAGCAUAAACAGCUAAAAUUCUAUCUUUCUCUACUCAAGAUUUGACUGUGCAGCCAAAAUAAAAAAUAAAAAAAUUGAGUCUUUCUCAGCGUGUUUCUUGUUGUGGUUUGGUUUUGCAAAGACAUCAAACCCAUAAAAAAGGACAAGAAGGAAGAGAGUGGUUGUUGCUGUUGUUGCCGUCCCAAUUAGAAACUUAAGCAUAUUUAAAGGAUACCCCAUCAUUAAAAAUUCAAUCUUUUAUGGUCUUCUUCUUGUUGUUCCCAUUAGCCCUGUCUUUAUCCUUUACUUUUUUUCAGUCAACUCUGAUCUCUCUCUCUUCAAAUUUAUAAAUAGUGGCUGGCUGAUGACGCUUGAGCAGGAAAACGAGCAGGUGGUCCUUGAUGCAGCAGGGAUGAAGAGGUACAGGAAUGGAGAAAUCUGGGAUUUUGAGGAUGACAUGUCUGUCUCAGAUGGUGGAAAUGGUGUCUUGUUGGGUUUGGAUGGUGGAACAACCUCCACUGUCUGCAUUUGCAUGCCCUUGAUUCCUUUUUCUCAUUCUCAGCUCCAAUCUCUUCCUAUUCUUGCAAGGGCUGUUGCUGGUUGCUCUAACCACAAUAGUGUUGGAGAAAUUGCUGCAAGGGAGACGUUAGAGCAAGUUAUGGCAGAUGCCCUUUCAAAGUGUGGUUCAAAACGAUCUUCAGUUCGAGCUGUUUGUUUGGCUGUAUCUGGUGUUAACCAUCCAACAGAUCAACAAAGAAUUCUCAGUUGGCUUAGGGAUAUAUUCCCAGGCCACGUGAGGUUAUAUGUUCGGAAUGAUGCUGUGGCUGCUUUGUCAAGUGGAACUAUGGGUAAACUUCAUGGAUGUGUCUUAAUUGCUGGCACAGGGACCAUUGCAUAUGGAUUUACUGAAGAUGGAAAAGAAGCAAGGGCUGCAGGUGCAGGACCUGUCUUAGGUGACUGGGGCAGUGGAUAUGGAAUAGCUGCACAGGCAUUAACUGCAGUAGUAAAAGCACAUGAUGGUCGCGGUCCAAGUACAAUGCUUACGAGUAAUAUUUUACAAACGCUCUGUCUUUCUUCUGCAGAAGAAUUAAUCGGGUGGACCUAUGCAGAUCCCUCUUGGGCCCGUAUUGCAGCACUUGUUCCAGUUGUAGUGUUCUGUGCAGAAAAUGGGGAUGAGGUUGCAAAUAAGAUCUUGCUAGAAUCUGUACAAGAGCUAGCUUCAAGUGUCAAAGCUGUUGUAGAGAGACUUGGAUUGUGUGGUCAAGAUGGAAAGGAUACUUUUCCCCUUGUCAUGGUUGGCGGUGUUCUUGAAGCAAAUAGGAGGUGGGAUAUAGGAAAAGAAGUAAUAAACUGCAUUUCCAAACACUUCCCUGGGAUACUUCCUAUUAGACCCAAGGUGGAGCCUGCUGUUGGGGCGGCAUGGUUAGCUUGGAAUUUUUGCAUGAAAGAAUAUCACAAGUAAAUAUGCGGCAUUUAACUAUUGAUGGAGUGGAAUAAGAGAGAGAAGACACACACCCUCCCUUUCUCCCUUUUUUUAUCUCAUGAAAAAAGAAAAGAAAAGAAAAGAAAGAAGUGACAACUCCCAAUUCUUGGUAAUUAAAAGUGUAGAUGACACAAUGCCAGAAAUGUGAAGCUACAAAGGAAACUUGCUAUGCCAUUUUAGUUUGUGUACCAUCCAGAAUCCAUGUGAUAUUUGUUAGCACAUGGUAGACUUUAGUUCCUCCUCCUCCUCCUCCUCCUACUUGAGUUGAUUGUUUUCUUGUGAAUUAAUGAUUAUACUUAUGCUUGUGUAAAUAAUUUACAGAGGUGCAAACAUAAUAGAGCUGUGUCUUUAA
Molecule: messenger RNA, 1831 nt
Organism: Gastrolobium bilobum
Lineage: Eukaryota; Viridiplantae; Streptophyta; Magnoliopsida; Fabales; Fabaceae
Exons: 7
Coding region: 361-1458 (365 amino acids)
Source: RefSeq, a predicted model, not a curated record